CUUAGGAAAGUCACUCUAGUCGAGUGACGAAAAAUUAUUAAAGAUUCUGCAAACAAAAAUUGAAUAUUUGCCAAUGUUUUAUUUUAACGUGAUUUAUUUAUUUUAAGACCAAAUUCCUCGUAUGUAAUUUAAAUUUAAUAAAUGUUCAAUUAAAUUAGUGCGAAGGUUGGUUAGAUGAGAACAAAAUCCGCAAACGGUAGCAGCCAAAUCAAUGCAAUUAGGCCGCUAAAUUAUUUUGUUUGAGGCUAAUCUAAAAGAACACCAUGAGUUCUCGAGGGUUAUCCAAGAGGGAGUUGGAGGAAUUGCGGAAGAAGGAGGAGGAGGAAGCCGCAGCUCAUGUAUUCAAAGAAUUUGUUGAAACAUUUCAAGAGGUGCCAACCCCUACCUCCAAAGUGUGGGUGAAGGCUGGCACUUAUGAUGCAGGAGCUAGAAAGGAGGACACAUCGGAGCGAGGCAAGCUGUACAAGCCGGUGUCCCGGCUGGAGGACAAGCGCAGCGUGGAGCUGGAGCUGGCCCGGCCGGAGCCCGCCGGCCGCCCGCGCGCCAAGCUGAAGGGGCAGGAUAAAAAGAAGAGCAAUCUGGAGCUGUUCAAGGAGGAGCUCAGACAGAUUCAGGAGGAGAGGUCAGAACGUCACAAGUACAAGAAUGUACUGCGCGAGCGAGGAGUGGUGGGGGUUGAGCCUGUGGUCGACGUUAUUCCCGAUAUCGGCUCUUACGACACCGGGGACCCGAACACUACUAAUUUAUAUUUAGGAAAUCUCAAUCCAAAGAUAACAGAGCAACAACUGAUGGAGAUAUUUGGUCGGUAUGGCCCACUAGCCAGCAUCAAGAUCAUGUGGCCGCGGUCUGAUGAGGAGAAGGCUCGAGGCAGAAACUGCGGAUUUGUGGCUUUCAUGUCCAGGAGGGAUGGGGAGCGGGCACUCGCUAGGAUCAAUGGCAAAGAGAUAAUGAACUAUGAGAUGAAGUUGGGCUGGGGCAAGGCGGUGGUGAUCCCGCCCGUGCCGAUCUACAUCCCGCCGUCGCUGCAGCAGCCGAGCCAGCCGCCGCCGCGCUCCGGGUUGCCCUUCAACGCGCAGCCGCCCAAACACCUCGCCAACAAGAUACCACGCGUAAGACCUGGAGAAUAUUAUCCUAGUGAUCCCGAGGACAAAGAAAAUUAUGAACAGAUAUUGUCACAGUCUAUUGUCAAAGUGGUGGUGCCUACAGAAAGAAACAUCCUAAUGCUGAUUCAUCGAAUGGUGGAGUUCGUGAUCCGCGAGGGUCCCAUGUUCGAAGCCAUCAUCAUGAACAAGGAGAUGAACAACCCCUUCUUCCGGUUCCUGUUUGAGAACCAGUCGCCGGCGCACGUCUACUAUAGAUGGAAACUGUUCUCAUUAUUACAAGGAGAUUCUCCUAAACAAUGGUCGUUGGAAGACUUUAGGAUGUUCAAAGGUGGGUCCGUGUGGCGGCCGCCUGUGAUGAACCUGUACACCGCUGGUAUGCCUGAAGAGCUGGUGGAGGAAGACGAUGCCAAAGACAACAUUCGGGGCACGCUGUCCAAUAACCAACGCGAUCGUUUAGAAGAACUAAUUCGCGGCUUGACGUGCAGCCGGGAGAGUAUCGGCACCGCCAUGGCGUGGUGCCUGGAGCACGCGGAGGCCGCGGGCGAGGUCGCCGGCUGCCUGGCCGAGAGCCUCAGCGGGGACCACACCGCGCCGCACAAGCGCGUCGCCCGGCUUUACCUGCUGUCGGACAUACUGCACAACGCCGGCGCCAAAUUGACUAACGCGAGCGCUUUCAGAUCCGCGUUCCAGCAGAGGCUGGUGGAGAUCAUGCGCGCGUGCCACGUGUCGUGGGCGGGGAUGACGUCACGCCUGCAGCGCGAGGGGUUCAGGGCGCGGGUCACACGCACGCUGCAGGCCUGGGCCGACUGGGCCGUCUACCCCACUGACUUCCUCAUGCACAUCAAUGACGUCUUCCUCGGACAAGAUAAGGAGUCCGUAGCCCGCUCGGGUUCGGGGUCGGAGUCGGGCGCGGAGGAGGAGGAGGCCGGCAACGCCUCCCCGCGGUCCUCCUCCUCCGGGGAGUGGGGCGGAGGCGCGGGCGGAGGCCCGCUGGACGGCGCCGCGCUGCGUCGGCUGGCGGCCGGGAGGAGGCACGGCGCUGACAACGUCACUGAUUUCAAUAUGGACAUCGACGGUAUUCCCGUGGACGAAGACAUAGACGGCGUGCCGUUAGAAGCCGAGGCGGACUCGGAAGGCAAGGAGGCGCGGCCGGCGGCGGGCGCCUUCGUGCCCUCGCGCUGGGAGAGCGUGGAGCUCGGCGCCCCCGCGCCCUCCCCCACCGCGUGCCCCUCCCCCGGCGGCGCCCCCGCGCCCGGCGCCCCCGCGUCCGCCGCCACGCCCGAGCGCCGCCAGGGCUCCGCAUCGCCGCCCGUCGCCUCGGCCACGCCGCUCAACGACGGCGAAGAACAGCAGCUGAAGCGGUCGACCCUCCGCGACAUCGAAGUGAGAGUGCUGAAGUACGCGGACGAGCUGGAAGCGGGCGUCCGGCAGCGGAGGCCGACGCUGACGGCGCACCAGCAGAUACAGCACUACAGGCGGAAACUUAUCAAGAAGGCGGCGCGCGAGGCGCGCGAGGCCGCGGACGCGCGGGAGUCGCCCGCAGACGACGACGCCUACUCCACAUCAUCCAAAAAAUCUAAGAAAUCUCGAGACGCCUCACAAUCGCCGCCCGCCAAACGACGCUAUACUGAUCGCAAAUCUCGGUCGCGAUCACGUUCCCGCGAGCGCGAACGAGAACGAGAAAGAGAGCGCGAACGCGAGCGAGAACGGGAGCGGGAGAGGGAGAGGGAGAGGGAACGCGAGAGGGAGAGAGACAGGGAGACGCGGCGGCGACGCUCGCCCGCCACACCGCCGCAUCACCAUCGCAAACACAAGCAUGGGAAAUACAAGUACUGAUGGACUAUGUAAAUAAAUUUAUUUAUAAGACGACCA
Molecule: messenger RNA, 2975 nt
Organism: Plodia interpunctella (Indianmeal moth)
Lineage: Eukaryota; Metazoa; Arthropoda; Insecta; Lepidoptera; Pyralidae
Exons: 17
Coding region: 264-2939 (891 amino acids)
Biological process (GO): RNA processing
Cellular component (GO): nucleus
Molecular function (GO): RNA binding
Source: RefSeq, a predicted model, not a curated record